Melozone crissalis (California towhee) is the source of this 2801-nucleotide messenger RNA. RefSeq names its product protein PRR14L-like. The transcript has 9 exons. NCBI's taxonomy places the organism in Eukaryota, Metazoa, Chordata, Aves, Passeriformes, Passerellidae. The record is from RefSeq and is a predicted model, not a curated record. The coding region runs from base 698 to 1384 and encodes 228 amino acids.
CGCGGCGCGGCGGGCGCGCACAGCGGGGCCGGCGGCCGCCGCCGCUCAGGAUAAACUGAAAAGCUCAGGGCGACUGAUCUUCAACAGCCCUGAUGCUCUCAUCUGGGUUGGAGUCUCUCCUUGAUUUCUCUGUGUCUGCUGUAACAGAGGAGUUGUACCCUGGGCUGCCAGAGAGCUUCUCCAGGGACCUCAUGGCAGUGCCGGGGCCCAGCCUGGGCUUGGAUGCACAGUCGGAUGGGCCAGUGCCCGUGCUGGCACACAGGGAUGGGCCAUGGACUUCUGCCCUGGGAAACUUCUGCCACAAGACACAGGAGCUGGGUGAUGUGCUUCAGGUGAUUUCUCAUGGGCCAGCAGAAUCCUUCCCUGAAGAAUUACUACAGGCUGGAGACCUUGCAGAGGGUGAAAAAAGCAGAAAAAGACACUUAAGGAAACUAGACUGUUCUGGUGAUGGGUACCAGAAAGAAGAUGAAGAGGCACAAGGUGCUGAGGACCAUCAUGCUGAGUGUUGUCCUUUAACUCUGGGGAAAAGUUGGUCAGAACAAGAGGACCCUCACCUAAAUGAGCAAGAGGCAAAGUCCUUGAGAACCCAUUGCACUGAAAUUGCAGGAUCUCUGAGGAGCACAGAAGAAAACCAAGCAAAUGUUCAGGUGACAGCUGAAACUCUGCCAAAGCUCACUGAAGAAGUACAAGCUGUGCCAUGUUACCACACUCACCUGUGCAGAGUAUGGGAGCACUGCAGACUGCAGGCCAUGUGACACAUCUGGAAACUUCAUUCCCUCCUCCAUCCCCAAAGCCUCACACACUUCCAGAGCCAUUGCCAUCUCCCCCCAGGCUUUCAGCAUCUGAGCUCCACAUCCCUGCCCUUGAUGAAGCAGAUGCUUCUGUUCCAGCCUGUCUGAGAUCCCAAGAUGACACAGAACUGAAAAAAACUGAGCCAGAAAAGAGGCCAAAGAAAGUCUCACAGAUCCGAAUCAGGAAAACUGUUCCUAAGCCAGACCCUAACCUUACUCCAAUGGGACUGCCCAAACCAAAAAGGCUUAAGAAGAAAGAAUUUAGUUUAGAAGAAAUUUACACAAACAAGAACUACAAGUCGCCUCCUCCUGCCAGGAGCUUGGAAACAAUCUUUGAGGAGCCCAAGGAGAAGAAUGGACACUUGAUCUCUGUCAGCCAGCAAAAGAGAAAGCGGAUUCUGGAGUUCCAGGACUUUACUCUUCCCCGGAAAAGGAAGACACGAGGCAAAGUCAAAGCAGUGGGGAGCUUCACCCGAGCAAAAAGAGCUGCACUGCAGAGUGCAGAGUUAGAUGUUCUUCUGAGUCAGAAGCUAAUGGACCUUGAAGCCUUUUUUGCAGAGGAGGUUGAGCAGGAGCAGGCCUCCAGCAUCUGAGGGAGCCCCUUAGCUGGAAUGGUCCAGUCAGCUUCUUUAGUAUUUUUUUCAUGGGAGAAGUCUACUGACUUCUUCAUACCUUACUCUGCCACUGCUCUAACAUCUGAUAAUCAGUUUUUGGCUGUGACCCUCUUUAAGGUGCUAUUUUUUUUUUAAUGCUGUUGGAGGGAUUCUUUUAAGUCCCUAUUUGAGUGUAACACAGCCAUGUGAAAUUUACCCUUCCUUUCUCAACCUCUGGAAAUUACUGCUUAUAUUUAAUUAAUUAUGUUUAUAUAUCUUUUGGGGGUAGAGUAGGAGUGUCAGGGAGGAAGUAGUGCACCUUCAGUGAUGCUAGAACUCUGUACUCCAGAUCAUUUGCACAUUUGAGUCUGCUGUUGUUACUGUAAUGGCUAUUUUUAACAAGCUGACAAAAGAGAUAUGGUGUUUGAUAAAGAAAAAUUCUAGCAAACACAUUCUUGAUAAACCACUAACCUUUUGAGAAUUAAAAGUAGCUGUCUAGAUUAUCAUUCAAUUGUUUCUUCCUUCUGUUAACUUUGAAGGUUCCUUCUAAGUAUCUUUGCCCUUCCUGGCUCCAGGCAGCAGAAGCCCCACAUAAUUAGACAUUAAAUAACUUGCACUUUGUAUAUGCUUCUUUUAACACAAUUCAAUUCAAAAAAGGUAAUGUUUUAAGGAAAAAUGGUGCCCAGUACUAUUUUUUCCCAAAUAUAAGACUUUUUAACUUACUUGGCUGAUGCCAACUUCUUCUCCAGAGGAAAAGGUAAUUGGUCCAUGAGGGUGUUAAGCUGCAGGAUGCAUAGGCAGAGAUUUUUAUUUAACUGAGCUGAGCUGCUGCAUGCAGGGAAGACCAGCAAAAUCUUUGAUACUUAUUUUAAAGUUAUUUUAAUUCCAUUCAUUCUGACUUGAUUUUAAUGUCAACAAGAAGGGUUUGGGGUUUUUUUUACCAUUUUAGAUUUACAGUUCCUGUAGCUCAUAAUUAGACACUCUCUGUACAGCACUGUUGUACAUAAUAGCCAGUGCUGUACAAAGAGCCUCUGAGUAUGUGGACAUUGCUUUUGUUAUGUAAGGCCAUAUGUAAUUAUCUGAUGCAGCACUGGGCAAUUUCUCAGCUCUACCUUUGGAAGGAAGAGAGCUCCCUUCUGGCAUAACUUCUGUUAAACUUAACUUGAAGCAUAAAUCCAAUGCUAGCUGCUGUUCAGGUAAUUUCUGUCCUUUAGUGCCUAGAGAAGUUAUUCAGGCAAAGCUGUUGUUGCUGGGAUGCUCAAAUUUAAUUAGUCGGUUUUUUCUUUCACUUGUCACUUGAACUUGCACUUUCUUAUUUAUCUACCCAUAUAAUAGAGUUUCUAUUUACCUUCAAAUUGAGCAAAUAUCUAAUGGGUGGGUAUUUUUUAUAAAGUCCCAAUAAAUGCAGGACUGCAAA